ACCUCCUUUCUUAUUCCUUCCACGUUUCAGGUGUGAAGUGCAUUUGUUGGGCUCUCUUGUAUUACACUUAAUAAUCAAUUAAGAUGGCUUUUGGUAGUUUGAAAAACGAUAAAGAAUUGAAAGCUUUCAACGCGUUCCUCGAAACUAGGAGCUAUGUUAGUGGAUAUUCUGUAUCCAAUGCCGAUUUCGAUACGUUGAAGCUCUUAACAAAGGCUCCAGCAGCCAAUUACACCCAUAUUCUUCGUUGGUACAAUCAUAUCAAAUCCUUCGAAGCUGACAAAUCCUCUCCAGCUUGUCCCUUGAAAACUGCCACAACAACAACUGCUCCAACACCUAAGAAACAAGAACCCAAAGAAGAAGAAGAUGACGAUGUCGAUCUCUUUGGUUCAGAUGAUGAGGAGGAAUCAGAAGAAGCACAACGUAUCAAAGAAGAAAGGCUGAAGGCUUACAAUGAGAAAAAAUCCAAGAAACCUGAACUUAUUGCCAAAUCGUCCAUUGUUCUUGAUGUGAAGCCUUGGGAUGAUGAAACCGACAUGAAAGAAAUGGAGAAAAAAGUCCGUACUAUUGAAAUGGAUGGUCUUAUCUGGGGUGCUUCAAAACUUGUACCGGUGGGCUAUGGUAUCAACAAGUUACAGAUUAUGUGCGUAGUUGAAGAUGCCAAAGUUUCAGUUGAUCUGUUGACUGAAACAAUCCAAGAAUUCGAAGACUUUGUCCAAUCUGUUGAUAUUGCUGCUUUUAAUAAGAUUUAAUUAUGUAAUGAGUUUACAUUAAAAUACAUCUUAUAAUCGAAA
This is a messenger RNA of Coccinella septempunctata (seven-spotted ladybird), 791 nucleotides long. Its product is annotated as elongation factor 1-beta'-like. Gene Ontology annotation, biological process: translational elongation. The transcript has 2 exons. NCBI's taxonomy places the organism in Eukaryota, Metazoa, Arthropoda, Insecta, Coleoptera, Coccinellidae. The record is from RefSeq and is a predicted model, not a curated record. Gene Ontology annotation, cellular component: cytosol; eukaryotic translation elongation factor 1 complex. Gene Ontology annotation, molecular function: guanyl-nucleotide exchange factor activity; translation elongation factor activity. Bases 84 to 749 code for a protein of 221 amino acids.